This is a messenger RNA of Paramuricea clavata, 801 nucleotides long. The record is from the annotation of a GenBank genome assembly. Lineage: Eukaryota; Metazoa; Cnidaria; Anthozoa; Malacalcyonacea; Plexauridae.
AUGCCUGAUCCUGCUGAGAAAUUUGAAGAACUUCUUACGAGGUUUGUUUCAAACUUCAAUGAACCAAUAUUUACUGUGCCAGGAAGUUAUGCUUUCAUCCCUGUCUGUCUGUCUGUCUGUCUAAACUCAUUAAAUUUUGGAAGCAAAAAUCUGUCUUGCUUUGCCAUGCAGAGUAAACUGAAUGCGUAAUUAGCCCAUUGCAUAAUUUAUGCGUGAUACGUAAGUUAAUUCCCUGGCGGAGGUAUGCCGUCUCGGAGUGUCAUCUAGUUUAAUAUUGAAUGAAUGAAUGAAUGAAUGGAUCAAUCACAUCAACACAUACUGUAUGUUAUAUUCGAACCUACAAUUAAUGUAAACUUUGUCCAGUGUGGCAACACUAUAUGUGCGGACUAUAUUUGAAGAAUUAAAGUCAUUAUAGUUAUUCCUUUUCCUUCGCAUCUAAUUAAAAAAGAUAUUUGAAACGUUCUUCGUUGGUGUCUGCCGAUUAGGAGAUCGACCGUACAUUUAUCACUGUGCUGCAUACUGUACGUACAUGUGGCUAUUUUUACCGGUGUCACAGUGGAUAUAGUGUCUCCCGGAGAUAGUGUUCCCCAGAAUACUAUUCGCUGGCGGAUAAUGUCCCCUUUAAUUACAUUUCCGCGGACAGUGUCCCCGUAGUGAAGGGAAAUUCUCAGAUAUUGUACUGGAAUAAAUCUUGAUAUAUUUAUUUAAUGUUUCCAGAGUUCAGAAGAAGGAUAAUAAAAAGCGACCAGUUUGCAGAGUUACUAUGAAUCUUGGAGCAGGCAUUGGACUUGGUGUCUCAGU